AUGGUAGCAGUGAUUUUAAAUGCAGACAGUUUCAGUAUGGGCAACACACUGAGAGCAAUCAUUGCCUUCAUCCCUUCUGAUGACUGCCAGAAAUACCUCCUGGGAGACCUUGAAGAGAUGCCAAUUGAUAGAAUGGUGGAUCUGAGCAGCAGGCAGCUGAGGAGAUUUCCCUUGCAUGUUUGUUCUUUCAGGGAGCUCGUCAAGCUGUACCUGAGUGACAAUAACCUGCACCAGCUGCCCCCAGAGCUAGAACAGCUGCAGAACCUCCAGAUCUUGGCGUUAGAUUUCAACAACUUCAAAGCGCUGCCCCUGGUGGUGUGCACCCUGAAGCAGCUGUGCAUCCUCUACCUGGGCAACAACAAGCUCUGCGACCUGCCCCAGGAGCUCAGUCUCCUGCAGAAUCUCAAAACCUUGUGGGUUGAGUCCAACUGCCUGAGCCACCUGCCCGAGGUGGUGUGUGAGCUGAGCCUCCUCAAGACCCUGCACGCCGGCUCCAACGCGCUGCACACGCUGCCCGCCGGGCUGCGGUGCCUGCAGGAGCUGCGCACCAUCUGGCUCUCCGGCAACCUGCUGGCUGACUUCCCACCGGUGCUGCUGCACAUGCCAUUCCUGGAGGUGAUUGACGUGGAUCGCAACGCCAUCAGGUCCUUCCCCAGCCUGGCUCACCUUCCCGGCCUCAAGCUGGUGAUCUACGACCACAACCCCUGCAGGAAUGCGCCCAAGGUGGCCAAGGGGGUGCGCAGAGUGGGGAGGUGGGCAGAGGAGACCCCCGAGCCCAGGAAGCGCUCCGAGCUGGGCAGGGAGGAGGAGACUGACAGCAAGGAACCGCCACUUCCCCCUGACAAGCAGCCCCAGCCCUGCUAA
Messenger RNA from Emys orbicularis (European pond turtle), 864 nucleotides. It is a transcript of the gene LRRC10, whose product is annotated as leucine rich repeat containing 10. The transcript has a single exon. The coding region runs from base 1 to 864 and encodes 287 amino acids. Gene Ontology annotation, molecular function: protein binding. NCBI's taxonomy places the organism in Eukaryota, Metazoa, Chordata, Testudines, Emydidae. The record is from RefSeq and is a predicted model, not a curated record.